GGAUUGAGAACAAAUUACAUCAACAACCAGUCCCUCCCUCGCCACUACGGAAGACUCUAUUGCAAAUGAGAAAACAGAAAUACACAAACUAUCUCACAACAUGAAGUCUACAUAAACUACACAACAUCAUAUCACAUCGUCAAGUUCUUUUUCCUCCUCUUUCAUUUGAUUUGAAUUUCCCAGAAACCGAAAACCAAGUCAGUGGUACUGGAGUAAUCAUAUCAACAUUCCACAAAGCACUCACACAUAAAAUCAGUGUUUGAUUAUUACCAUACUCCGUCAGAUAUUACCCCUCAAGACAAAUAUUUGGAAGGCCCGUUCUUUUUCUCCAGGUGGUCCAUCUAUUCUAAACUGCCCUUCACUACACGGACCAUUUGUUAUUUCCUCUCCGGCUUCCCCUCCCUUCUGGUGUCCUUCUGGUUUCAUAAUCGUCUAGACUUCUAAUAUCGACCGCGGAUGCAACCCCAUUUAGAGCUUUUUUUUUUGGAUCAUUCUCUUCCUUGGAUUACCUAGGAUCUCAUUAUCAUACCUCGGAUCAUCCUGCCUUUUGGUCAACUUCACAAGGAAAGAAAGGAAAAUUGGAAAUAUACGCUAAAAUAUUCGACCCCUCGCAGCAGAAAAGUAUCCGGAAAAGCUACUCGUGGCUACAAACAGACAAUACUUCUAGCCACUGCUGCCCACAGACCAAAGCCAAAAAGUUAUAAUCCACCACACCACCACCAUCCUUCAUCCACUCAUCCACUCAUCCACCCUUUCACUCAACCCACUUAUUAUUACAUCCAUUCAAGAUCCACACACCACACUUUUGUUUCUUGAUUUCCCUUUUCCCCUCCAAACCCUCCCUCGAACAAUCAACCUUCACUUAUCGAUAAAAAUCCCUCCGCCACAUUCUUUCAACACAACCAGACCGUUCGAAUAACAACACCGACAGUCGACAGUCGGCAGUCGACCAUUUCACCAGUAGUGUUACUUACCUACUAUAUUAAUAUUCUAAAGUGUCACUUGAAUCAUCGCCGCUUACAUCUCCGAUCAACACAACCUUGGAUUUACAUAAACUAUCUUAGCAUACCCGUCGAUUGAUCAACAUCGAACCACUAGCUAGUUAGGUUCGCGACGGCCCGCACAACCACUACAAUUUAUUAUUACCUCUUCACUCAAACUACAAAAAGUUUGACACGACGCCGUCCAACCUUAAAAAUCAAUUGAAUUUGGUGCUUUGACGUUGAAUCGCUUCUUCGUCUGCGUCGUCUGCAUAGAAAUCAUAUAAACUUAACAGGUUUUUCUGCAAUUCAUUAUCGGUAGUCCAAUCCGGAAUAUUCUUCAAGAAGUUGUGAGGUGGGACAUAGCCUGGGCGAAGACUUCCCCCCCCCCCCUCCACCAACCCAUUUUCAAGGAUAUCUUCACUCCGACAUUCUCUAAUCGAGAGUCGUGGGUGGGAGAUAAUUCCUUGCAAGAGACAUCCCGAUGCCUCUUCGUACAAGGGGUCAAACAACUCGAAUAAGCAUUUCACAUACUCCUAAUACCCAAAGUCCAUAUACUACUCCAUCACACUCUACUUCAAAUUCUAGAUCCAAUUCAUUCUCCGAGGGAUCGUCGGGUCACAUUCGCUCAGACGACAGUCAGGAAUUUUCUGAUAAUUCCCAAGACUCUUGGAACGGAUUAGAUUAUUCAGACGACAUCGAACCCUCUGAAUCUGCUUCACGGCCACGCGCACAGGCAAGAUACAUAGACAGAGGGCAAAUUAGUUCCCGAGAACAUAGUGCAGGUCGACCAGCUCCUAGUGAACGUGCGCACUCGAAUUACGAUCGUCCAGCACGCCGUCAUACUCCGGCCGCUGAACGAAACCACCGCCCACCUAUAUCUAGAGUGCACCGGCACACAGCACCGGGACCAGUAUCAACCGUGGAGCAAUUAGAUGAUUUUUCAGGCUAUGGCCGAGGCUAUCCUGCUCAACAAACCGCUCCGUAUGGUGGUAGAGUAGCGCCUGCGCCUGGAUAUGCCUCAAAUGGAUACCCCGCUAGUGCAAGUGCUCAAUAUGCACCCCCGUUUGGCAAUCCCGCUGUCGCUCCCCCUCCAGGCUCUGGCCCAGGAGCUUUAACACACUAUGGUGGCGGAUAUCCUCAACAACAAUACAACCAAAGUUCAAAUCCAUUUGCACCACAAAGCCAGACUUCAUUUGCGCCACAACCAUCUCCAAGCCCAGGCGGAGCUAGCUAUUUCAACAGCCAUAGUAGACACGAUCCAAUGGCAUCUAGACACGAUCCAAUGACGUCUAGACACGAUCCAAUGACGUCUAGGCAUGAUCCAAUGGCAUCCAGACAUGAUCCAAUGGCAUCUAGACAUGAUCCAAUGACUGGGCACAGUGGACACAACACCCCUUCUGGAUAUCCUGGCCAUGCUAAUCAAGAGCUUAUGCAUUAUGCACCUCAGCAAGGUUACCCCGGGAAUCAGCCAUAUGGCGGAGGUCAAGGCUAUCCAGGGUACCCAGCAUAUAUGCCACCUGCUAUGUCUCCGGGAAUGUCUCCAGGUAUGUCUCCAGGUAUGUCUCCAGGUAUGUCUCCCGGUAUGCAAGCACUGCAGCAUGGACAUCAUGGACAGCAGCAUGGACAGCAGCAUGGGCAGCAUGGGCAGCAAAAUAUGGCAAUGGCUCCAGCAGGGAUGCAAUACUUCCCUCCUCAAUUUUCCCCGCCAGCUCCUGAGCCAGCUCCAGCUUCCCCACCAGUACCAGUAAUUGAUAUUGAGAUGGAGAAGAAAAUGGUGUUGAUGGAGGAGCAAAUGAAAAACGCUAAGAUAGAGUCUGAUAGGGCUAGAGAGCAAGCAGAGGCCGCCCAAAAAGCAUCUGAAGCUGCACAGAAAGCAUUGGCCGACAAAGAGGCACGAGAACUCAAAGAGAAAUUAGAAGCCGAAGAAGCUGCUGCUGCUGCACAAAAGCUAGCAGAUGAGAGGGCAGAAUGGGCAAGGAAAGCCAAUGAAGCCCAAGCUGCAAUUGAGAAGAGAGCAGCCGAGAAACAAGCUGAACUAGAAAAAAGGGCUGCAGAUAUGGAGGCCGAUUUAAAAAAGAAGGCCGCUGAAGCUGAAGCUGAUUUGAAGAAACGAAUGGAAGAAGCUCAAACGUUACUAGCGGCUAAACUUGCACAGGAAGCAAAAGCAGAGAAAGAGGCAGCUGAUGCCGCUGCACAAGCUGCUUUGAGGGCUGAAUGGGAGAAGAAGGCAUCAGAAGCACAAGCAGAUUUAAUGAAGAAAGCUGCAACAAUGGAAGCAGAUCUCAAAAAGAUGGCUGCCGAUAAUGAAGCUGAUUUGAAAAAGAAAAUGGAAGAGGCACAAUCAGCAUUGGCGACCAAAUUAGCGAAAGAAGCUAAGGAUGCCGCAGACGCUGCAGAGGCCGCCCAGGCCGCAGCUAUUAAAGCUGAAUGGGAGGCUAAAAUCGAAGCUGAGAAACAAUUGGCAUUGGCGAAGGGCGCCGCGGAUGCAUUGAAAGCUAGGGAAGAAGAAGCAAAAGCUAGGGCAGCCGAAGAGGAAGAAGCAAAGAAAAAAGCAGAUGAGUUAGCCGCCGCUAUCGCCGCCGCGACCGCGGCUGCGACUGCGGCUGCAAAUGCUGCUAAUCCACCGCCACCACCUGCUCCACCAGUGGAUGAGAAAAAGAAGCCUAUCAAGUUCAAGGAUGCCGUAGGCAGAAAGUUCAGCUUUCCAUUCCAGUUGUGUGCAACAUGGGCGGGCAUGGAAGAGUUGAUCAAACAAGCUUUCCUUCACGUCGAUAUUAUUGGUCCCCACGUUCAAGAAGGUCACUAUGAUUUGAUCGGACCCAAUGGUGAGAUUAUUCUACCCCAAAUAUGGGAAACAGUGAUUGAACCCGAUUGGGCGAUCACUAUGCAUAUGUGGCCAAUCCCAGAACCGCCAAGGCCAGCACCUCCAACUGGACCUCCUGGACCACCCCCAAUGAAUCCAAAUGGUAGGCCCCGAAGUUCUCAUGGAUAUUCUCAUCAUCAUUUUCCUAACCGUCUUCCAACAGCACCUCCCAAUGGCAUCCGACCUCCUGGGCCUCCCCCUGGUGUAGCUAUGCCACCUGGACCUGGACCUAGACCACCGCCACCGCCACCCGGGCCUGGGUCUGGAGGCCCUCCUCCUCCUCCCUUUCCUCCCUUUAUGUCUCACCCAAGCGGCCCACCAGGUCCAAGAAUCGUAACGGUUAAGCCAAAAAAGAAGGUAGAAUCCGGAGUGCUGGGAUGGAUGGCAGGCAAGAGACCUGCGCCUUCAUCUAAAAGUCGAUCCAAAAAAUAAACAUCACGAAAUUUCGUGUAGCGUGAAACAUCAUCUAAAUCUUCAUUGUUCCUAUGAACGCUUGGAGUGCCAUAAUCAUAGCGACGACUUCCUGACUAAAAAAGCUUCUGGUCUCAAGAUUCCUUGCCUAGAGCUGGAUCCAGGUCACAUAGAUUCCAUAUGUCAACUUUAGCUGGGAGGCAGUAUCUCAAAAGCUAGAGCUGUUUUCUUUUGUGAGUUUUUGUGUGGGCGACGGGUUGCGUAUUCUCGAAUCCUUAAUUUUUGUUCAGAGGCAUAGAUCUUUCUACCUCGGAGAGGCGGGCCGUUUCGUCUACACAAAAGAUGAAGCUAAUAUGUUCACGUUUCUUCAGUAUUUUCAAUGUUUUUUUUUCCAUCUAGCUAAUGUCUUCUAGCGUGUUUUUUGUUUUGUUUUGUUUUUUUGUUUUUUUUAAUAUUUCGGGGGUUUCUCUUUUGAUACCAUCUUGGGAUAUACAAAUUUCCUAUUGCUCAUUUAACUCCUGUUUUGCUUUUGGAUGAAGGACAAAUUUUGGGCGGGAAAUGGAGAUAUGACACCAAAUGAUUACGAGCAGAUGAGAUAAGAACUUGAACGAGAGAUGAAAGGGAUGGAUAGUAUUGGAUAGGCAGGGAAAUGGAUGGCGCAUCAUUUCUUGUUUUAUAUUUUUAUGGCAUGAAAUGGUGUUGAGAUUUUUUGAUGGGGCAUUACUUACAUCUUCUUAUUUUUGGCUGUGGUUCCUAGUUUGUCUAUCAUUGUUAUAGAAUGUUUAUAGGACUACGACUAUUCUGUAUUUGUUUCUAGCCUGUCUCCUUUGUUGCAGAUUCGAGGUACAGCAAUGCAUGGGGGAGAAGCUUAAGAGGUCAAUUUGAGUGGAAGAUUAAAUAGGGAGGGGAUGAGAGGAACGCAAGCAAUUGGCAAUGGAAGAUAUUUGUAUUCUUUUUGGGGGAGAGAGAAGGGGAAGAUCAAGAUGCUGGAAGUGAAGUGCAGUGAAACGGAGUACAGUAAUAGCUUUUACACAAACAAAAUAUCUUUACAUCUUUAAAAACA
This is a messenger RNA of Botrytis cinerea B05.10, 5320 nucleotides long. RefSeq lists its product as hypothetical. Gene Ontology annotation, biological process: attachment of mitotic spindle microtubules to kinetochore; mitotic spindle assembly checkpoint signaling. Bases 1465 to 4278 code for a protein of 937 amino acids. Lineage: Eukaryota; Fungi; Ascomycota; Leotiomycetes; Helotiales; Sclerotiniaceae. The transcript has 5 exons. The record is from RefSeq and is a predicted model, not a curated record. Gene Ontology annotation, cellular component: kinetochore; mitotic spindle; nuclear envelope.